CGUUUUCAGUCGGACACAAUAACAAUGAGCACCGUGUUGUAUUCCGGGCUAGUUUUCCUGAAGAAUAAUAAAGUGAGUAUUUUAUAUUUAUAUAUUUACAUAUUAUUUAUAACUCCUGGCGGACCGGAGCAGUAAAUGGACCCGGCACACAGAGCCCUGCUGCGGACACACAGGCUGGAACUGUCCGGGCAGCUGCUGGUCAGCGAGACUAUCGUUCCGGUUCUGUACCAGGAGAACGUUCUGACGGAGGCUCAGGUGGAGGACAUCGCGUCUCAGCCGACAGACAGGCUGAAGACCCUGAAGCUGCUGGACCUCCUGCCGAGCCGCGGGCCCCGGGCCUUCAGCGCCUUCCUGCGCUCUCUGGACGAGUUCGGCUGGGUCCGAGACAAGCUGCUGCAGGAGCUCCGGACGGGACCCGGACCCAGCUCACCAGGUGAGACCAGGGAGGAGGAAGCACGCCUGAGACCACCAGCGUCUCACCUGGAGGUAGAAACAGGUCUCAGUGUGUUCUGUGUGAAGGCUUUAGAACCGGGUCUGGCUCCAGUUCAGUCCAGGUUCUGGUUCUGCCUGUGCGGGUCAGGGCUGAUUCCAGGUCAGUGA
Micropterus dolomieu (smallmouth bass) is the source of this 600-nucleotide messenger RNA. Its product is annotated as death domain-containing protein CRADD-like. Gene Ontology annotation, biological process: regulation of apoptotic process. Gene Ontology annotation, cellular component: CBM complex. Lineage: Eukaryota; Metazoa; Chordata; Actinopteri; Centrarchiformes; Centrarchidae. Gene Ontology annotation, molecular function: protease binding; death domain binding. The coding region runs from base 136 to 600 and encodes 154 amino acids. The transcript has a single exon. The record is from RefSeq and is a predicted model, not a curated record.